UCUCACUCAUUGACAAACUGAUACAUUUUUUUGUGAACACAACAACUUUGUAAAUGAUGGGAUAUUUGGGGUUUGUGUCAAGAUUCACAUGGCCUGACAAACAAAUGUAUCUAUUUUCAGAUAUGGCUUCCUCCCUGAAUGAAAGCCAAUUCCAGUGCUCCAUCUGUCUAGAGUUGUUCACUGACCCAGUUUCCACUCCAUGUGGCCACAACUUCUGUAAGAAUUGUAUCGGGGGGUAUUGGGAUAUCAGUGACCUGUGCCAGUGUCCUUUGUGUAAGGAGACAUUUUACAGAAGGCCUGAGCUUCGAAUCAACACGUCGUUCAGAGAAGUUGUUGAUCAUUUUAGGAAUAUGAGAGUUAAUGAAGGGUGCAUUGCUGCAACUGGAGAAGUGGCCUGUGACAUCUGCUCUGGGAGGAAGCUCAAGGCCCUGAAGUCCUGCCUGGUGUGUCUGACCUCUUACUGUGAGAUUCACCUGGAGCCUCAUCAGAGAGUGGUGAAUCUGAAGAGACACAAGCUGAUUGACCCUGUGGAGAACCUGGAGGACAGGAUGUGCAAGAAGCAUGAUAGGCUGCUGGAGCUGUUCUGUAGGAGCGACCAGACAUGUGUGUGUCAGUUUUGUGCUGAGACAGACCACAAACAUCACCACACUGUGCCACUACAAACAGAAUCGCAACUAAAGAUGGCUCUUAUUCGGAGGUCAAAGGCGGAUGUGCAGCAGAUGAUCAAAGACCGGCAGCUGAAGGUGGAGGAGAUCAACGCUUCAGUGAAGUUAAGUAGAUUUCCUAGGAACAAUGCAGAGAGUGAAAUAGAGGACAGUGUUGAAGUCUUCACUGCACUGAUGCGAUCUAUUGAGUCAAGCCAGGCUGAACUCAUAGAGGUGAUUGAGGAGAAGCUGAAAUCAGCAGAAAGGCAGGCAGAAGGGCUCAUCAAUGACCUGGAGCAGGAAAUCACUGAGCUACAGAGGAGAAGUACUGAGCUGGAGCAGCUUUCACACACUGAGGACCAUCUCAACCUUCUACAGAGCUUUUACAAGCAAACUACCCUUCCAAAAUAUAAAAGCUGGACUAAUGUUGCUGUUUAUCAAGUCAUCUUCUUGGGCUGUGUUCGAAAUACAGUCCUUCAAGUGAAAGACUCCACCGAAGACCAAAUAAGAAAGCUGUCAGCUAUUGAACUGAAAGAGAUGCAGAAAUAUGCAGUGGACGUGACGAUGGACCCCAACACUGCAGGCCCAUGGCUUAUCCUCUCUAAUGAUGGAAAACAAGUGAGAAAAUCGCCAAGGAAAUUGAAAGUCCCAGGUAAUCCUGAGAGAUUCACUGAGGAUGUCUGUGUCCUGGCCAAACAAGGGUACAACGAUGGGAAACAUUAUUGGGAAGUUGGGUUACAGGAGAAAUCAAACUGGGUUAUAGGAGUAGCUUGCGAGACAGUGCCUAGGAAGGAAUUGAUUUCAGCUGAGCCUGAGAAAGGGUUAUGGACUCUGUGUCACAGGGAUGGCAAGGAAUAUCUGGCGUUCACAAAAAUUCCACGCCUUAUUUUACCUUUUCCCCGACCCCAGAAAGUCGGUGUCUUCCUGGAUUAUAAGGAAGGGCAAGUGUCAUUCUUUGAUGUUGAUGCAAAGUCUCACCUAUUCACUUACACAGGGUGCAAAUUCUCAGAGAAAAUCUUUCCCAUAUUUGAUCCUUGUCUUACUGCAGAAAGAAAUGAAGACCUUCCUCUUAUGAUUACUAUGGUGCAGGUAAAUUAGUGACAGUACACUCCAUGCAUAGUGUAGCUCCAGCUACAAUGUACUGUAUAUGCUUCAACCGUAGAUAAAUUAGAUGGGCACGGUCAAAUGUUCCCAUCUUUCACUCUCAUUUGGAAUAGAGGCAUCUACGCAAUGGGGGACACAGGACGUGGACUCAUUUCAACUAUAGUUUACUUUGGAGGUCUGAAACUUUUAUAUUUAUUGUAAUACAUUUUGCAAAUAUCUUGAUUAUAUUUACCUUCCUUAUUGUGACAAAAUGAAAUGUAAUCCUAAUUAUUCUAAUAUCCAUUUUUGAAAUGUACGGUUUAUCAAAUGGAAAUACUGUAUUUCAAAUCAAACGUUAUUUGCCACAUGCACCGAAUACAAAAGAUGUAGACUUUACCAUGAAAUGCUGACUUACACGCCCUUAACCAACAGUGCAGUUCAAGAAGAAUAAACUUUUUAUUUUAGCCUACUUGGUAAAUAUUAACACAAAAAGAAUAACGAUUUUUAUUUGUAUCGGUGUGCAUAGUAUCUACUGUUGAAAUCGGAAGUUUACAUACACUUAGGUCGGAGUCAUUAAAACUCAUUUUUGAACCACUCCACACAAAUGUCUUGUUAACAAACUAUAGUUUUGGCAAGUUGGUUAGGACUUCUACUUUGUGUAUGACAAGUAAUUUUUCCAUCAAUUGUUUACAGACCGAUUAUUUCACUGUAUCACAAUUCCAGUGGGUCAGACGUUUACAUAAACUAAGUUGACAAGCUUGGAAAAUUCCAGAAAAUUAUGUCAUGGCUUUAGAAGCUUCUGAUAGGUUAAUUGACAUCAUUUGAGUCAAUUGGAGCUGUACCUGUGGAUGUAUUUCAAGGCCUACCUUCAAACUCAGUGCCUCUUUGCUCGACAUCAUGGGAAAAUCAAAAGAAAUCAGCCACGACCUCAGGAAAAAAAACUGUAGACCCCCACAAGUCUGGUUCAUCCUUGGGAGCAAUUUCCAAAUGCCUGAAGGUACCACGUUCAUCUGUACAAACAAUAGUACGCAAGUAUAAACACCAUGGGACCACGCAGCUGUCAUACCGCUCAGGAAGGAGACGCGUUCUGUCUCCUAGAGAUGAACGUACUUUGGUGCGAAAAGUGCAAAUCAAUCCCAGAAAAACAGCAAAGGAUCUUGUGAAGAUGCUGGAGGAAACAGGUACAAAAAUAUCUAUAUCCACAUUAAAACGAGUCCUAUAUCAACAUAACCUGAAAGGCCGGUCAGCAAGGAAGAAACAACUGCUCCAAAAAAGCCAGACUAUGUUUUCCAACUGCACAUGGGGACAAAGAUCGUAUUUUUUUGGAGACAUUUCCUCUCGUCUGAUGAAACAAAAAUAGAACUGUUUGGCAAUGAUGAAAAUUUGUGGGCAGAUCUGAAAAAGUGUGUGCGAGCAAGGAGGCCUACUAACCUGACUCAGUUACACCAGCUGUUAGGAGGCAUGGGCCAAAAUUCACCCAAUUUAUUGUGGGAAGCUUGUGGAAGGCUACCCGAAACGUUUGACCCAAGUUAAACAAUUUAAAGGCAAUGCUACCAAAUACUAAUUGAGUGUAUGUAAACUUCUGACCCACUGGGAAUGCGAUGAAAGAAAUAAAAGCUAUAAUAAAUAAUUUUCUACUUUUAUUCUGACAUUUCACAUUCUUAAAAUUAAGUGGUGAUCCUAACUGACAUAAGACAGGAAACGUUUACUAGGAUUAAAUGUCAGGAAUUGUAUAAAACGUAAAAUGAGUUUAAAUCCGUUAACUUUAAACUAGUUUAAAUGUGUUUGGCUAAGGUGUAUGUUAACUUCCGACUUCAACUGUAUGUGUUAUUUUUUUAAUACAUUUGCAACAAUGUCUAAACCUGUUUUCACAUUGUCAUAAUGCGGUGUUUUGUGUAGGUUGAGGAUUUAUAUUUUAUUUCAUCCAUUUUUAGAAUAAGUCUAAUGUAACAAAUUGUGGAAAAAGUCAAAGGGUCUGAAUAUUUUCUUAGGUAAUCCGCAAAUGCAAGCAUGGAUAGAACUCAAGUAUUUACAAAUAUUUGCAAUAGGCUUAUUCUAAUAAUUCUCAUGUGCCAAUGUAUCUAUACAUCCAUGCUUUGGUGAAACUUGAACUCCGGUAGAUCUGAAAUUCUUGAAAGUCAGGACAAUUAUUUUCCUGCAAAGAAACAUUUUUACUAGUUGAUAAAUUACGUGCCCCGCAGACGUUAAUUAUUUGGCAAUCAUAAUUUAUCGAAAAGCACAAUUACCAUCAUAAAUUUGUUGCAAUAAAUAAAGUUCGACAACAAAUCCACCAAUCACGUUUCAGGCGAUCUUUAGAACGUUUUUCUUAUAAAUGCUGUUUCCAUUAUACCUGUGGCAAGGACUUUUUUUGCGACUUUGCUUUUGUCAAAUAAACCUGGGUAACCUGCCUAGUGACAUUGCCACUUUGUCAGCUAAGAUGGAUAAGUGUGUUUUUCCAACAAAGUAAAUAGGUACCCUAGUGAAAUUCUUGUAAAUUAUAUGGUAUGAAUGCAUCUAUAUUUCAAUAUUAAGCCACUUUUGUCCAUAGCUACGGGAAGUAGUGGUGCAGAGAGCAUCCCCUGAUGAAUCAAAAUUAAUACAAGAAAUAUACAAAAAUAAAAAAUCCCCCAUAAUAGUGCAUUCGGUCUUUAUUAGAACGGAGACAAAUAUACAUAUUUGUCAGCAGAGAGAAAAAUACCCCCCUCACCCCAAAACAUCUUCCCGUGGCCAUACUGUUGCCAAUCUCUCAGCUUAGAUGAAUAUGUGUGUUUAUCUAACACAAAGUAAAUAUAUGCACUAGUGUGUGACAUUAGCUCAAAUUUACUGGAAGAUAAAUCCUCUACAGGAUCGGUGGGUCCCACGUGGGAUGGUUGAACUAACGUAUGCUAAUGCGAUUAGCAUGAGGUUGUAAGUAACAAGAACAUUUCCUAGGACAUAGACAUAUGAUAUUGGAAGAAAAUCUUAUUCAUGUUAAUUCUUGUUAAUCUAACUUGCUAAUCUAACUGCACUGUUCAAUUUACAGUACCUAUUACAGUGAAAGAAUACCAUGCUAUUGUUUGAGGAGAGUGCACAGUUAUAAACUUAGUUAUUAACCUUUUAUGACUAGGGGGCAGUAUUUUCAUUUUUGGGGAAAAAAACUUUCCCGUAGUAAACAGGAUAUUUUGUCAGGACAAGAUGCUAGAAUAUGCAUAUAAUUGACAGUUUAGCAUAGAAAACACUAACGUUUCCAAAACUGUAAUAAAUAUUGUCUGUGAGUAUAACAGAACUGAUGUUGCAGGCGAAAGCCUGAGAAAAAUCCAAUCCGGAAGUGCCUCAUGUUUUGAAAGCGCUGCGUUCCAAUGCAUCCCUAUUGAGCAGUGAAUGGGCUAUCAACCAGAUUACUCUUUCUCCGUAUUCCCGAAGGUGUCUACAGCAUUGUGACGUAGUUUUAAGCAUUUAUGUUGAAGAAUACCCGUAGGCGGCUACAUUGCGCAAGUGGUCACCUGAUGGCUCCCAGGGUGACUCUCGCGUAAAAUACAGAGGUAGCCAUUACUCCAAUCGGUCCUACUGAAAAACUAAUUGUCCCGAUGGAUAUAUUAUCGAAUAGAUAUUUGAAAAACACCUCGAGGAUUGAUUAUAAACAAUGUUUGCCAUGUUUCUGUCGAUACUAUGGAGCUAAUUUGGAAUAUUUUCUGCCGUUUUCGUGACUGCAAUUUCUGGGCGAUUUCUCAGCCAAACGUGAAGAACAAACGGAGCCAUUUCGCCUACAAAAAGAAUAUUUUUGGAAAAAAGGAACAUUUGCUAUCUAACUGGGAGUCUCGUGAGUGAAAACAUCCAAAGCUCAUCAAAGGUAAACGAUUUAAUUUGAUUGCUUUUCUGAUUUCCGUGACCAAGUUACCUGCUGCUAGCUGGACAAUAUGCUAUGCUAGGCUAUCGAUAAACUUACACAAAUGCUUGUCUAGCUUUGGCUGUAAAGCAUAUUUUGAAAAUCUGAGAUGACAGGGUGAUCAACAAAAGGCUAAGCUGUGUCUCAAUAUAUCUGUGACUUUCAUGAAUAGGAAUAUUUUCUAGGAAUAUUUAUGUCGGUUGCGUUAUGCUAACUAGUGUCAGAUGAUGACAACGGUCCCGUUCAUGGGAUGGGGUGUCACUAGAGGUUAAUAAGCCAAUUAGGCACAUUUGGGCAGUCUUAAAUCAACGUUUUGAACUGAAAUGCAAUGGUUCAUUGGAUCAGUCUAAAAGGUUGCACAUACACUGCCAUCUAGUGUCAAAUCUAAAUUGCGCCUGGGCUUGAAUAAUACAUUAUGGCCUUUAUUUUUUACAAAGUCGAUACAAAAAAAGCACAUGUUUUUUUCUUUGUAUAAUCUUUUACCAGAUCUAAUGCGUUAUAUUCUCCUACAUUCAUUUCAUAUUUCCAAAAACUUAACUGUUUCCUUUCAAAUGAUAUCAAGAAUUUGCAUAUCCUUGCUUCAGGUCCAGAGCUACAGGCAGUUUGAUUUGAGUAUGUAAUUUUAGGCGAAAAUUGGGGGGGAAAGGGGCGGAUCCUGGGUAACCUUAUGCAAAUUUAGUCCAGGCCUCCCAAAGUGGCGAAGCGGUCUACGGCACUGCAUCGCAGUACUAGCUGCGUCACUACAGAUCCUGGUUCGAUACCGGGCUGUGUUGCUGCCAGCCGCGACCCGGAGACCCAUGAGGUGGCACAAAAUUGGUCCAGAGCGUCCUGUGGUGGGCAACAGGAGCACAUGCACGCUGACACGGUCGCCAGGUGUACGGUGUUUCCUCCGACACAUUGGUGCUGCUGGCUUCCGGGUUAAGCAAGCAUUGUGUCAAGAAGCAGUGCGGCUUGGCAGGGUCGUGUUUCGGAGGACGCACGGCUCUUGACCUUUUCCUCUCCCGAGUCCGAAUGGGAGUCGCAACGAUGGGAAAAGACUAACUAUCAAUUGGAUAUCACAAAAUUGGGGAGAAAGAUGUAAAAAAACAAAAAAUUCAUUACCCAGCCAUUUUAACUGAGAAAACAUUUAGCAAUUCAAGAGAAUACGCCAUUUAAUUAGGAGUGGGAUGUAAUAAAUUGUCAGACUCAGAACGUGACAUCAAAACCAGUCCAAUAAUGUUAUUAAACAGUAACACAUACCAGUGUUUUAAAGUAGAAAUAAAGAACAAUCAUUAGGAAUCCUUAAAUCCCCAAUUACCAUGUGAAGUUUCACAACCUUGAAUUUUUUUUUUUAAAGGUGUAAGUAUUUAACCAGUUCAAUAAAAUGUAUGAAUGUCAGAAUUAACAUAGUGAACAGUAACUCAUUAACCUUUUAUUUUAUUGUGUGUGUGUGUGUGUGUGUGUGAAAGCUGGGGGUGUUUCUUCAGUUUGAAGUUUAUUGAAGUGUCAUGACUGUCCUGAUCAGGUCAGGCUACAGGAGACCACAACCCUACAAAUUAACUCUCAUCCCCAACAGAGGAGGAGUAAUCUAGGGUCUGAAGAUGUGGGGGGUUUAUGACCCAUCACGCCCAUGGUAAAUCUUAGGCCACAGACAACAUUCCUUUGUCCUCUCACUAUGGAGAACCAGCCUCAGAACAUUAAACAUGCAAUAAAGGGACUUUGGAACAAUGGUUUCUGUCAGCCACAAUGGUGGUCAUGACGAUAGAUGGAAUAUGGAAAUGUAUGCCAUUUUUGUUUUGUUAUUAAAAGGUUAAUAGAUGAUGUUAUUACGAAAACAUUGUAACGGUAAGAGAGUUUUCCUAGGAUAUUCUUGAUGUUUAUACAUUGUACGUUGUGUGGAAAAUGUCCAAAUCAAAGAGAAUGUUUUGGUAUAGAUGAAAUGUGAAGUUAGUUGUCUAAAAUUGGAUUUGAGUACAAUCUAGACCUUGCCUCUUAACUUGGUACGCCCAGAGAAUUGCCCGAAAGGUGGUUACGCCCACUUCUGACCCGAGGGUAUAAGACCUGUGAGUUAGAAUGAACAGAUCAGACUAAGUGACCAGAGCUGCAGCCGAGGUCAAAAAAGUAAACGAACCCAAAAAGACAAAAAUCUUUUUCUACCCAUGCUACUGAUGAGUAGCUGUUUCUAAGCGGUUGAAUUCAAGCCGGACCACCUAGCCUCCACUCUCCAUCAAAUCGUGGUAUCUACACGGUUUCAUUCCUACGCUGUGAGCUUUGAGCUACAGAGCUGUCUGUCCUCAGUAGACCCCUAUCAGAGCAAGGGCGAGGAAUCAGACCACUAAACCAAAAGGACACUGACAUCGUGAGGACAACCAGAGAGUUGCGCAGGAGAAGUGCGUUGCGCAGGAGAAGUGCGUCAUUGAGAAGCCUAAACGACCCACGCGGAGCUUCACAUCUGAGACCUCCAACACAUAAUUACAUCAUUAUAUUCUGACCCAUAAGAGCGGCAGUUUGGGGCAAGGCUAGGGUUAAAAUAAGCAUAGCUGACAAAUGCACCCAAAUGUAUAUUUCUCUCAUGUACUUCCUCUUUCUCUCUCUUAACUCCCCAUUUUGGGUGACACGCACCAUAGUGCACCAAAGUUCUGAUCAAUAGCCUAGACUGUGUUUUUGUGUAUAUUUUAACAUAAUUUUAGCUUUCUAGUUAAUAAAUAAUCAACUAAGAUUGGUGUGGCACGAACUCAUUGGUGGGACCCAGGUCCGUACCUAUUCCCUGAUUAUUGUCACGCCCUGGCCAUAGAGGCUUGACUAGGGUGGGCAUUCUGUUCUUUUUUCUAUGUUUUUGUAUUUCUUUGUUUUUGGCCGGGUAUGGUUCUCAAUCAGGGACAGCUGUCUAUCGUUGUCUCUGAUUGAGAACCAUACUUAGGUAGCUUCUCCCCAGGGUUUUUGUGGGUAGUUGUUUUCUGUUUUGUGUCUGCACCAGACAGAACUGUUUCGUUCAUUCUCUUUGUUGUUCAGUGUCCAGUUCUAAAUAAAAGUAUGAACACGUA
This is a messenger RNA of Oncorhynchus nerka (sockeye salmon), 8615 nucleotides long. Its product is annotated as E3 ubiquitin-protein ligase TRIM41-like. The coding region runs from base 54 to 1742 and encodes 562 amino acids. Lineage: Eukaryota; Metazoa; Chordata; Actinopteri; Salmoniformes; Salmonidae. The record is from RefSeq and is a predicted model, not a curated record. The transcript is spliced from 6 exons. Gene Ontology annotation, molecular function: zinc ion binding; protein binding.